Micropterus dolomieu (smallmouth bass) is the source of this 3061-nucleotide messenger RNA. It is a transcript of the gene gxylt2, whose product is annotated as glucoside xylosyltransferase 2. Gene Ontology annotation, biological process: protein O-linked glycosylation via N-acetylgalactosamine. Gene Ontology annotation, molecular function: UDP-xylosyltransferase activity. The record is from RefSeq and is a predicted model, not a curated record. The transcript is spliced from 7 exons. Bases 142 to 1488 code for a protein of 448 amino acids. NCBI's taxonomy places the organism in Eukaryota, Metazoa, Chordata, Actinopteri, Centrarchiformes, Centrarchidae.
CCUCUCCGCUCUCCAUCAUCAUCUGCAGAAAAAUGCGAGAGGGGAUCCGUAACAAAAUGUCAACUCGGGCUGCUCUCCCCCUCUUGCAGACAUGAGCGGAGUCCCGUUUGCCUCUUCUUUCCGCAACAAGCCGCUUUCACCAUGCGGAUCCACGGCAAAGUAGUUGUGAUCGCCGUGUGUUUGGGAGUUUUCCUACUUUUGUACUUUUGGGGGGGGAACGCCGGGGACGAUCCGCUGUUAAAAGAAGUUGUAGAGGAGGAGGAAGAGGACAGCAGAAACUCUUCCCCGUCGCCCUCUGAGCUCGGACGCGAUGUUGCAGCAAACUUUGCGAAGAAACCCUCCGUUGGAGUCGGUGUGCGCGCGGAAGAGCCCCUCAAGAGACGAAAGGACGGGAGAGCGAUCAUCAGUGGGGCCAGCGUGAAUGCAAAGAGUAAAUGGCAAAGUAAUGUGGCCCCACCUGUGACCAAGCGCAGACGGGCAGAGGAGGUCAUGCACCUGGCUGUGGUGGCCUGUGGGGAUCGUCUGGACGAGACGCUCACCAUGGUCAAAUCAGCCCUUUUGUUCAGCUUCAAGGGGAUCAAGUUUCACAUUUUUGCUGAGGACCCUUUGGCCCCACAGUUUAUAGAAAGGCUGAACCAGUGGCGUCGCUCCGUCUCAGCCAAGUUCCAGUACAGCAUCUACCCUAUCACCUUCUCUGUGGGGAACGCUGACGAAUGGAAGAAGCUGUUCAAGCCGUGUGCUGCUCAGAGACUCUUCCUCCCUGUCAUCCUGAAAGACGUGGACUCGUUACUCUAUGUAGACACUGAUGUGCUGUUCUUGCGGCCCAUGGAUGAUAUCUGGAGUCUCCUAAAGUCCUUCAACAGCACCCAGCUGGCAGCAAUGGCCCCAGAGCACGAGGUCCGAAAGAUCGGCUGGUACAGCCGUUUUGCACGCCACCCGUUUUAUGGAGUCACAGGGGUCAACUCUGGUGUCAUGCUGAUGAAUCUCACAAGGAUCCGCAGCACAAUGUUUAAAAACAGUAUGAUCCCCAGUGGCUUGUCAUGGGAGGAUCUUCUACAUCCACUCUAUCAGAAGUACAAGAACCACAUCACCUGGGGAGAUCAGGACCUCCUCAACAUUAUCUUCCACUACAACCCAGAGUGUCUCUUCAUCUUUCCCUGCCAGUGGAACUACAGGCCAGAUCACUGUAUGUACGGGAGUAACUGUAAAGGAGCUGAAGAGGAGGGUGUGUCUAUUCUUCAUGGCAACCGUGGAGUGUAUCAUGAUGACAAGCAGCCAGCGUUCAAAGUAGUCUAUGAUGCAAUACGUGAUUUUCCCUUUGAGGACAACAUGUUCCAGUCGCUGUUCUUCCCAAUCCAGACCAAGUUCUUGGACACAGUCAACACCCUGUGUGGUCGGAUUCCUCAAGUCUUCCUCAAGCAGAUAGAAAAGACCAUGAGGAAGGUGUUUGAGGACAAAGUGAUCCGACACGUCAGACCGCACAAAUAACAUAUUUUUGAUUCCCUGGUAUAUCUGAAAACCCCAAGGACCAUCUUUCUGUGGAUUAUGUAUCAUACCAGUGUCUCCCAGAUUGAACUGUCGGCUCUAUUUUUGCAGUGUACUCAACACAGAACACUUCCUGGAAUGAUCUUAUGAACAUAAUGAUCCUCUAGUGAUGGGAUGGGUAAUAAGCCUAUGUAUACAGAGAAGCAUACAGUGCUGGUCAGUGAUGCCGUAGAAUAGGUUUGCCUUAUUGCUGUCUUAAACUUUUCAAAUCCCAGUUAUGUACAGUGGUGAAAUGUAGCAUGUAUGUAUGUUGGAAAGCUACAGUGAACAAAAAAUGACUGCAUGAAUUUUUUUUGUGUUAAGAAUUAUGAAAAUAUCAGCUCUUCAUCUCAAGUGUAGGCUAAAAGCAACAUUUAAGGCAUAAGGUGUGUGUCAACCGAGCAUUUAACAAAGUAUCGACAUUUAUUUUUCAUCCUGAAUAUGGUAUAGACUAAACAAAGUCAACUUUGGACUUACUACUUGAAGUUGUAGAUAUGUAAACCACUCCUCUAAAAUCAUGUGAAUGCUUUACCAGCAAAUAACUUGAAAUGUGAGCCUGUGUGAAUGAGAAGAGUUCUGGUCUGUUCUGCAGUUGCCAAAUGCCACUGACAGUAUUAAAUACAGCACAACAGAGGAAAUAUGGACCUUUAUGUUACGCACCGAAUGUUAAAAUGCACUUUCAGAAUGAUAUUAGGACUGGAUUGUUGUUUGCACACAACACGUCCACAUUAGUCUGUCUGUCUCUAGUGAAUCAAAACCAAAAGCAUUUAAAAAUAGUAACAUACUACAGCUGAUUACAGUUGCAAUCAGAUGAGCACCAUGCAAGCAUGCAAAGCUUGGUUCAGGGGUCACUCCUGGAGUGUCCUUGAGUGGCCAUUAGUGAAAAUCUUUAGUGGGAUUUGUAGAAAGGAAGAAAGGAGUGGCAGCACGGAAACCAAAGAAUAUUAGUGAGCUGGAAGCUUUUGCACAUGAGGAAUGGGCUGAAAGUCCAAAAGAGAGGUGUUAGCAGAAGCUUGUGAGAAACUACCAGAAAUGUUUAGUGGAGGCCAAAAAGGUCAAAGGAUGCUCGACAAAAUAUUGACUUUGGAGAUGAAUGAUUUUGCUUAUGGGCCUUUUGGAGAAUAUUUUAUUUAUCUUUAGUACUAUUAUUAAGUCCAACAUUAUGUUCUCAAAAUGUAUUAUUAAACUUUCUGUUUACCAAGGCCUUAGUUGACAUGUUAACAUUGAAUUUUAUUCACAUCACUAGAAUGUCUUGCCAGGUUAAGGGGGUUGAAUGAUUUUGAAUGCAACUGUAUGUGCCAUAUAAAUAUUCAUGUCUGCCAUGUUUACUAUUACAAGAUAAUGAGUUGUAUCUGUAUGUGUUUUGAGACGGUAUCUUAGUUUGUAAUAUGAUGUAUGGUCUGUUGUGAACACAUGGGUCAUAUGCUUUUUAGCAGCAUUACUCAUGUGAUGUAAUGAUCUAAAUAUAUCGUUCAAACUGGAAACUGAAAAUGGCUGUACAGUCAACAUGGGUUUAUAAAUAAAUCAAUGCAAUGUA